Trichosurus vulpecula (common brushtail) is the source of this 736-nucleotide messenger RNA. It is a transcript of the gene PFDN1, whose product is annotated as prefoldin subunit 1. Bases 45 to 413 code for a protein of 122 amino acids. Gene Ontology annotation, cellular component: prefoldin complex; cytoplasm. The record is from RefSeq and is a predicted model, not a curated record. Gene Ontology annotation, biological process: protein folding. The transcript has 4 exons. Lineage: Eukaryota; Metazoa; Chordata; Mammalia; Diprotodontia; Phalangeridae. Gene Ontology annotation, molecular function: protein folding chaperone.
UUGCUUCCGGCCGCUCAGUGCGCAGGCGCAGAGUUCGAACCAAGAUGGCUGCCCCCGUGGACCUGGAGUUGAAGAAGGCUUUCACAGAACUACAAGCCAAAGUUAUUGAUACUCAGCAGAAGGUGAAGCUUGCAGAUAUACAGAUCGAACAGCUAAAUAGAACAAAAAAGCAUGCACAUCUUACAGAUACAGAAAUUAUGACUUUGGUAGAUGAGACUCACAUGUAUGAAGGUGUAGGGAGAAUGUUUAUUCUUCAGUCCAAGGAAGUAAUUCACAACCAGCUGUUAGAAAAACAGAAGAUAGCAGAAGAAAAAAUUAAGGAACUGGAACAGAGAAAAUCAUACCUCGAGCGCAGUGUGAAGGAUGCAGAGGACAACAUUCGGGAAAUGCUGAUGGCCAGAAGGGCGCAGUAAAAAGUACCUCGAGAAAACCUUUAUUCGACCCCCUUUCUCUGCUCCCGUUGGGUGGGACAGAGCAGCAGACUCUGGUGUGCUUUAACCUGGAGGAUGUUUUGGAAACUCUUGCUUUUAUUUGGACCAUUGGUAGGCUGCUGCCUUCACCUUAGCGGCCUCCUGCACCUCUGGCUGAGCCAACUUCGAUCCUUGGUCUGGGGCUUGAUCAUGACCUGCUGAGGGUGAGAGGAGGAGAGCCCUGGGCAAAGGAGGUAUCCCCUGCCCAAUGACUCCAAUGUUGCCAUUUUUUGUUAAAAAAAAUAAAAGGUAUCCCUCCCCUUCUU